GUCCACGACGAUUCGGGAACUGCACCAAGAACGCCAAACCUAUCUUUUUGCCGAGAUUCUGCACCCGGUCACUGCCAUAAAAAAUCUUUCCCCAUAGYUUUUUUCUUCGCAUCUUACCGACAAAUCCAACCACCGAGACGUAUCCCCCACCAUGUCGUGCCUGCUUUGUUUCUCCGCAAAACCGCUCAGCGACGAUGAAUUAACAAAAGGAAAGCACGCCAAAAACCUUGCUCCGUACAAGGACAACGAGGAAAAAUUCCAGAUCUCCCUGUGCGAGACACCCUGCAAGGAACCGGGCUGCUGGUGCGGGACCAUGCUCUGCUGCUUUUGCAGCCAGAUGGUCAUGCGCAAAAAGGUCUUGAACCACGUCAACCCCAACAGCGGGUGGGACGACUACAAGUGCUGCCAGGGCUUCUACGGCGGCUGCUGCUGCUUCGAGCCGGGAAAAUGCGGCGAAAAGGCCUGCCCGGUCCCGUGCCUCUGNCCCCGCUCGUUCCGCCUCCCCGAGGUCGACCAGCAUCCGGUCGCAGUGCCGCCUCCUUCCCCUCGGUGUCGAUGCGUCGGUGGAAUUCCCCACCCGGCCGAGGCGGUGCGACGCAACCGUGUCGUACACCGACGUCCCAAAGCGGCAGGGGUCAAACCACGGGGGAUCCGACGACAACGACGACGACAACGACGAACGGCGGGCCCAAACCCUGCACGCCGCCGUGGUGGCCGUCGCCGCAUUGGGCAUCCUCAUCCGCGAUCGCCGGGGUGGUUCCGCAAGGAACGAGAUCGGUGCGGGUGCGCGGUUGGCUUGGGCUUAGGCUUGGAUUGGGUACGUACUGCUGUUCGUACUAGCACCAAACAAUGCCGGGACCGAUAGAAAUCUUCUCAUCGAAAUGCUGGAUCAAAACGAAAGGAAAACAAAAACUAAAAACUGCAUCGGGCAGAGGGGAUUUUCAAUUUUCACGAAGGAUCUCAAACUUUGAAAUGAAGCUUAGAAGUACGAUACAUACGUGUCCUACGUACGGUACUGUACUGUACAAGUACAAUACAUUCAACUUUCAGACGGUUAAUUAAUUAAGGUUAGAGUA
Molecule: messenger RNA, 1076 nt
Organism: Pseudo-nitzschia multistriata
Lineage: Eukaryota; Bacillariophyta; Bacillariophyceae; Bacillariales; Bacillariaceae
Source: the annotation of a GenBank genome assembly